ACCGGGCUUUUGUUUCCCGCCGGGCCGCAGCGCGCGCGGUGCAGUCUGGGAGCCCGAGUCCGGUUCCCGCCAUCUCGCGGGCGGCGGACAACCCGAGCGGCGCGCGCGGCGGUCUCCAUGGGAACGGCCUGGUUUGUUGGUGGAGUUGACAGCUGCUUGUGAGCCUAAUAAAUCCUUCGCACAAUGGCACUAAUGAGAGUUUAUGGCCAGAUCCGGAUCCACAGCAUCCAGACCGGCACCACAAAGUGGAGAGAGGGUAGCUUUGAAAUUGUGGAGAAGGACAACAAAGCUUCUCUGGUUGUGAUCUUCAAGUCUGGAGGUCCUGCUAAAACAUUCCAGCUCAGCCAAAACGUGAAGGUGGUGCAAAUCAGCCCCUCGAUGAAGCAGCAUAGCCGGCUGCUGUUGACGCUGCAGGACAAGAAGCUGAUUAUUGACAAGGCUCCUAGUACAGAUGCUCUGCUCCUGAAGGAAUAUCUGGAGGAGUUGGGCCCUGGGGCCGAGCAAGUCUUCAGCAUGGGCCGAAAGCUCUGCAAGCAAGCAGCACCCGGGCAGCAGGUUGGGACAGCAUUUACUUCAACUUCUCACACUAUAUCCAGAGCAAUCAAGUCAGAGAACAGGAGUGAGAAAAGAAAGAGGAUGCUGUCCCCAGACCUGGAACUGACUGAAGAUUAUCCCAAAGAGAACGACUCUUCCAGCAAUAACAAGGCAACUGGAGACUCUGGUCGUAAAUUUCUAAGCAGCUGCCGUGAAAAGCAACUAGGCCUGAAGCAGGUUGAGGAGAACAGGAGUUCUGGUCUGAUGCCACUCCAAUCCUUUUAUGGAAGUAGAGCCUCUUCCAAGGAUUACUCCUCAGGGAACUCCUUCUUGGACAGGUCCGGGCUCUCAGGUCAGGCUCCCUCAGCAAAAAGGAACCUGGGAUUUUUACCUCAGCCCACGCCCCAGUCAGUGAAGAAACUGCGUCCGAAUCAAGAUUACACAGGAUGGAAUAGGCCCCGGGUGCCCCAUCCAACUCAGCUCCCACAGCAACUUCAGGGGUUUUCAAACCUUGGCAAUACCUGUUACAUGAAUGCCAUCCUACAGUCCCUGUUUUCACUUCAAUCUUUGGCAAUGGAUCUACUGAAGCAGGGCAUCCCCUGGAAGAAGAUCCCAGCAAAUGCUUUGCUUAAGCGCUUCGCCCAUCUCCUAGCCAAGAAGGAUAACUGUAGCCCGGAAGUAAAGAAAGAGCUGCUGAAGAAGGUGAAGAAUGCCAUCUCAGCCACUGCAGAGAGGUUCUCUGGAUAUGUGCAAAAUGAUGCCCAUGAGUUCUUGAGCCAGUGCCUGGACCAGCUGAAGGAAGACAUGGAGAAGCUGAACAAGACAUGGAAGAACGAGCCAGUGGCGGGUGAUGAGAGUCCUGCGGGACGAGCGUAUCAUGAGGCUGGGGCUGCCAGAGUCUACGCCUGUCCUAUCAUCUGCAAUGUAGAGUUCGAGGUCCUGCACACAAUUGACUGCAAAACGUGUUGUGAAAGUGUCACAAAGCGGGAGCAAUUCAAUGAUCUUUCCAUCGACCUCCCGCGGCGGAAGAAGCAGCUGCCCCCAAGAUCAAUCCAGGAUUCACUCGACCUCUUCUUCAGGGCUGAAGAAAUUGAAUACUCCUGCGAGAAGUGCAAUGGAAAAAAUGCAGUUGUGACCCACAAGUUCAGCAGGCUGCCCAGAGUCCUCAUACUCCACUUGAAGCGGUACAGCUUCAAUGUGCAGCUGUCUCUGAAUAACAAGCUUGGUCAGCAGGUGAUCAUCCCCAAAUACCUAACUCUCGCUGCUCACUGCACUGAAACUACACGACAGCCCUUUGCGCUAGCCUGGAACGCACAAGGUUCAAUUUUAAAUAAGAUCACGGCCACUGAAAACUUCUCAGUCAGUGAACUCUACGAUUGCCCAUUCACGCUGGGGAGGAAGUACUGUUUCAAGUCUUCGAUCACAAUCCAGGACUCGGACAGCGAGGAUGAGCAGGUGAAGCGGGCCAUGAUGAUCAGCAGGCAGAUGAGUGAGCAGAUUCAGCAAGAGACGCAGCAGGAGGAUGAGGAUAUACAGCUGGCUCUAAAAGCAAGUAAGCAGGAGAUGGAGCAUCCUGCCACCACUCCGGUGUUGGACUCCUCUUUCGACAGGAUGAGUGAAGAUGAGUUGUUGGCUGCCGUGCUAGAGAUCAGCAAGCGGGAGACCUCCCUGCCCCUCAGUGCAGAGGACGAGCAGGAGAAACCGAGCUGCAGCCCUGAUACUGGCUUUGGGGAUGAUGAAGCUCAGGAGUUGUUGGAGCAGCACGAAGUGGCAGAAAUGGAUGGAUCCAGGAAUUCCAUGGAAACAGACCUGACGGAAGCCACCAAAGACUUUGAUGAGAAUAAGGAGAAUAAAACACCGGAGGGUUGCCAGGGUGAGAUGGACUGGAUGCAGCAGUAUGACCUGGACAGGGAGCGAGAAGAGAAGGAGUUGCAGCAAGCUCUGGCCCAGAGUCUUCAGGAGCAGGAGGCUCGGGAGAUGAAAGAAGAUGACGACCUGAAGCGAGCAACAGAGUUGAGUAUCCAAGAGUUCAAUAACUCAUUUGGCGAUCUCAUGGGUUCAGAUGAAGACUCUGGCAAUGAGGAAAUCCUGGACAUGGACUACAGUGAAGCUGAAGCUGAAGAGUUGAAAAGGAAUGCUGAGACAGGCGAGCUCGCUCACUCCUAUAGAUUGAUCAGUGUCGUCAGUCACAUCGGCAGCUCCUCUUCCGCUGGUCACUACAUCAGUGAUGUGUUCGACAUUAAGAAGCAGACCUGGCUAACGUACAAUGAUCUAGAGGUGUCCAGGACAGUGGAGGGCACAGUCCAGACAGACAGAGACAAGAGUGGCUACAUAUUUUUCUACAUGCACAAGGAGAUACUGGAAGAGUUGAUGGAGGCAGAGAAAAGCCCACAGUCGGCAGGUUUGGACUGCAACAGGCCUGUGCUGCAACCACUGUGACAGAAGGCAAACUGCAGCAGCAAGUUACUUUAAACCAGGGACUGAAUGUCGUUUACAGUUAGUCCUGGGGAAAAAAUACCUCUUAAAAUAGUGAUAGGUCAAUGCCAGCAUGCACUGGGCAGGGUGCUAACCCCUUCGGUCAUUCGGAGCCAGGCAAAGGUGCUGGAGUUCAACACUGGAUCACAACGUGGUGAGCUCAUUCCUCUCUACAUCUCGCACCAGACUUUUUGAUGCAAAUCCUUUUCUGGUACUGGUGUCAAUCUGUCACUAUUUCCAAAGAUUCCCAAGGAAUUCAAGAUGGAAUUAUAUCAUGAGGCAGUUUAGACACGAGGGUUUUAUAUGUUUUUUUUAAAAAAAGAAAUAUAUAAUAUAUGAAUCUAAAAUUGCUGUUCGUGCCCUGAAGUGGUCUUUGUGUGUCGUCAGGGAGUGGACCCACAAGUAUGAGGCCUGGUUCACAGGCUCAUAUGGUUGCUUUAAGCACUCUGAGCUCCCCUAGACAGUCAGACCUUAGGGCUGAAACAGGGUUUAGACUUCAUUUUGUAUAGUUGAGUUGUAAUAUGUAAAGGUUUUUUUGAAGGCCAUAGCAUUAACACUGUAUUUACAUGUUUCCAAUGGAGUGUAAUAUUUUUUCUCUGAAUCUUAGCUUUUCCUAUCCAACUGAUCAGUUGCUGUGGCCUCCCUGUUUUGUCAGGACCUCGUGCUAAGUAAGCCCCCUCACCUCCACCUCGCCCCCCCCCCCCCCCACCCCUCCUUUUUGCUCGAGCACCUAUAAGCUUUCCACAGAAGGUGGUGAGCAAGAUUCCCCCAAGUCAUCGUGCAGAGGCUGUAAUAGGUACUGUUGUGCCAGCAGCAGAGGGUUUGGAAUCUUAACCCAGCAACAGACCAGCUCAAGUGCCUGAGUUUGUGUGCCUAAACCCAAGCCAUUUCACUGACCAACCCUAAAUGAAGAGGAAUCUAUCAUUAAUUGUGCUUUGGCCUUAUCAGGAUUGUUGGGGUUGCUGGUAACUUUGCUGCCUUGCUGUAUUGAGGUGAGGAGGAAUCCCUUGGUUUCAACCACACCAUUUCAUGCUGCACUUUACUUUCCUCCUUUCUGCAUCUUGAGGCCCACACCUUGGAAGCCAUUGCCUCCUCUUCUCUCCUCCAAGGUCGAAGGAAGCACCUUUCCUGCCAUGUGGAAAUGGGCCGCAGCAUCUGCUGAGUGACGAUAGGGGGGAAUUUCCCUGCUAAUCCACUAAUUUAGUGUCUUCUCACUGGUAUAAGCUCUGUGCGAUGCAAAUUCCCUCACACAGCCAAACAUGUGUCAAAUAAGUUGGUGCUUUAGAAGUGAUUCCAUAUAACCAUGACACCCUUAGGUGUGAUGUUUGUGUGGUGGAGCAGUUGACUGUGGCCAUUCUUUGAUGAGCUACCCAAUAUUAGACAGACUGCCAUCUCACCAAUCACCCUCUCCUGCCAGGGAUCGGAAUUUCCAGCUGUGAUCCCAAAGGUGCUGUUGUUAAAUUUGAGGUGCAUCUCUGCAACUGGUCUGCAGAGACGGUUUAGUAAGUAUCUGGAGAACAGCUGUCCACCUCCCUGUCUUCUACUUCUGCAUUUUCUUUCUCCAUCACCCUUCCAGCCAGGUCUCCACCAGCCUCCUGUCAUUGCACAGGAUUGUGCUUGUUCCAGCCUGUACCUUCCGCCUGUCUCUUCUCUAGCCACACAGCCCCUGAUGUUGUGGCGGCUGUGUGUUGUGGUGAUGCAGCGAGGCAAAGCAAUGUGCAAGCAGUGACUGGUUUCAGUCAGUGGGAGCUGAGGAUCUACCCAUAGGCUGCCCUGAUGGCCCUCAUGCUGUCAAAGACCUUCCCCAUUCUUUCUAAAUGCCUCUGAUCAGUGACAUUUAGAAACAGUUGAAAAACAUUUGUGGGGGGGAAAAAAGUCCAAAGGUCCACUUAAAUCCACAUUUAAGUUGUGUAUUAAUUAAAAUAAAGUGCAGGAAUAAAACCCACACUGUUUGGUUUCAGUUACCUUUUUAUGCAGGCCAAAAAACCCCAUUCAGGUGAGUGAGGCCAUGCUAGAUGUGCCGGCUAUGGCUGGUGUAAAGUUGAGGGGGCCAGCAGUUGAGUAGGUUGUCAAACCGCAGCUGGACUUGGUAGUGAGUGUUUCUCACCUCCCAGCACUCACCCUGCCAUCCAGCAGGCUGGAACAUCAAGCUGCAAGUUGUAUUGUGGCUGGGAGAUUGUGUCUUGGGUUUAAGGCUGUUUAGCAGUAUUCUUGGACACCAGGCUCAGGGGAAUGAUCCUCAUACUUUGCCUCUUGCCCCUGCUCUCCCCAGGAUCAGUUGUACUGAUCAAAUGCAGGGGAAUAGCAGGGUCUGCUCUUGGUUUG
Messenger RNA from Pristis pectinata (smalltooth sawfish), 5334 nucleotides. RefSeq names its product ubiquitin specific peptidase 37 (gene usp37). Gene Ontology annotation, molecular function: cysteine-type deubiquitinase activity. Gene Ontology annotation, biological process: protein deubiquitination. Lineage: Eukaryota; Metazoa; Chordata; Chondrichthyes; Rhinopristiformes; Pristidae. The record is from RefSeq and is a predicted model, not a curated record.